CAACGUGUGUUUUUUUAAGCAGACAGACUUCACUAUAUUAGCUAGAAUACACGGUGGUUUAAAGUUCUGGUCACGCAUUCAGUGGCUCCGCAACUUCUGACAAGCACUCUACCUGUAAGCAUGUGUCCCAGUCAAGAAACAGCAUUGGACUGGAAAGAUUGGUUGUAUUCAGUUCCGCGCAGAGACAACGGCGGACCCUUGUCGUUGGCCGGAGGGCCGAGGAACCUCGUCGUCUAGGAGCUUCAGCUGCGCGGACCGCUUCCCCGGGAAUCCGUUCGCCCGGCGUUGAUAAGGCCCCGCGUCGCAAAGCGAGCUGGAAAGGAACCGGGCGUCGGCGCGGGUGACGAGGAGGCCGCGCCGCGUGUAGUGUUUCAGCAAAGGCAACGGCGUUCCCUCUAAUCUCGUUACCUGGGACACGAAUCGCUAUCGCCGGCCCGCCUCGUACACCUUCUCGAUAUUACCUUUGGAUUCGCGCUGGCAGCUGCACUGUUGGCAUGGUGGUGAUUCCGCGCGCCGUCUGCGACACUUUCUUGAUCUCGGGACGGCUCUGCUCCUGGGCUUUUGUGGAUUAGCGCUUUCGUGCCGCUGUUGCGCGUACGGUGGAAGGGCCGCGGUGGUUUCGUGAGCGGCUGUGGAUACCUGUGGUACCGCAGGGGAUUUCGACCAAUGAUUGGUCGUCGUCGUGGGCAUCUGGAUGUGAACUUCCUUGCUGCUCGGUGCCAUUGUGCUGCUAUCUUUGUGCGCGAACCCGAAGCGAUCUCUCGCUGCAGUGAAUUUCGUGUCCCUGGCCGCACGCCACAAACGGCAUCGGCUCUCACCAGCUGGCACCUUGUGUCGCGCGCGUUGUCAGUGCUUGUGCCGCGCAUCGUUUGAUGUGUAGGCACAACCGUAUACACACGGUUGUCCUGGUGGCCUUCCGAGACAGCGUGACUUCUGCGGAACUAACCUGCAUCGUGCGGCUUUUAGAGAUCGGCCGUUGCACAGCGUAGUUUUCUCAUCUUUUCCUCACGCUCGGGCUGUUCCCUGCGGUUCUCCAGAAGACAGCGAUAGUGAACUGUUUGCACCUGCUCAUCGGAUUCAAGUGACUGAAGCUCAGGCACCUGUCAAUCAAGUACUAAAGCUUCUUGUCCGAUCUUAUGCGAAAAACUAAGAAGGGAGCUGCUAAAGCGUGCGCACAAUGCGAGAAACCUGAAGGCCCGAGCGCUGACCCUUCGGCGGAGCGCAAGCGCCAAGGCUGCGCCGUAAUUUCCGGCUCCUUCCCCUCUCGUGGCAAAGGAGCACCGCACUCGAGCUGGAAGUCGUCGGAGUCGUUUGCCUUCGCGUACAAGCCCGAGCAAGCCGCCGGUGGGUUGUGCCCGCUUAGCACGAGCCACGACAGCGUAACGCUGCGUGCCGAUUCCGGUUAUCGCGCCGGAGCUCCGCUGGCCUUGGGCCAACGGGCCGCGCACAAGCAGCUGACCGCAAGCUCACGGAGGACGAGUGCGUGGGACAGGUUGGCCCUGUCGCUCGUCCCGUCCAAGCGAAUAGAGGCGGCGGCCAUGCUGCAACGGCGAAAAUUUUCGCUCGACUUGGCGAUGAGCGAGGAGGACGUGCCCGGCGUGGUAAAGGCACUGGCGAGUGCGUGCGAAAUCAGCGGCGGUGUGGCCACCCUUCCUCGCUUGAAGAAGUCGCCGGAGGACCUCACCAAGAGGAGUUGGCUGGACCUUCGGGAGGCGCUCCGGAGGAGGAUCUCGAACCGCCUUCGCCGCACUCCUUCGCUGCCCGUCAUGGAUGGGGGAAGGAGUGCCUCUCUUCCCGAUGACGACGACGACCUGACCGGCACUUCUCUGGGAAGAAGCUCGCGGAACGGCAGCGCCUACACGCUGUACGAAGACGAAGACGGCUGCCCCGUCUUUCCUGAGCCCGAAGGCGCACCUUGCCAUCCUUCACCAGCCGACUCUCAGCCACCACACCGCGGCAGCCUGACCGCCGCACAGUCGGUGCCCUUCGGCAUCAGCGAGCUGGGCAACGAUGAUUCCUCGCCCGACGAAAAGAAAGACGUCUACGCAAGGUUCUUCGCCAGAAAGACCCGGACCCUGGAGAAGGCAUCGCCGGGCAGCAGCAAGCAGAAGGCAGUGAAGAGCUUGCGCUCGAAGGGCCGGGACCUCUCUGUGGCUCACCGGAGCAAGAGCCUGACGCAAAUCGACUGCCUGGAAGGCGGCAUGAGCCGUCGCGACGACGAGCCGAGCGGAGGCAGCAGCCCGUCGGACGCCUCCGGUCAGCCGCAGUCGCUGCAGUCGCAGCCGUCCCAGUCGUCGCCCUCGCACCAGCCGCCCCCGUCGCCCGACCGUCUCUCGGUGCCCGAGGACGCGCCGCCGCAGAGGAGCAGGCUGCGGCACACCUCACGGGUCCCUAGCCAAGAGUACCUCGCCGUCGCGAUAGAAGACGAUGUCGGGGACAUCCAGCUACAGGAGUCCAUUCCCGCGGUCAAGGGAGUCAUCCUACGGGAUGCCCUGACGUUACUGCUCGAGCGUCGGGGCCUGGACCUCUCGGCCGUGCAGGUGCUUCAGGAGGGCUCGCGGCGGCCCGCCAACCUCAGCCACGAGACGCACAAGUUCGCCGGCCAGCAGCUCAGGGUCAAAGCCAAAGAUGGUGCCGACCUGCGGGGGUCAGUCAGCCGUGCCAACAGCACGAGCAGUUUGAGCGGCGGGUCCUGGAAGACGCCGGCGUCUCGAACCAACAGCAAUGCCGGUCUCAAGGAGGACAAAAAGGAGCGCAAGAUCUCUGGGAGCCAAAGAGGGCGACGCGGAGCUGUGUCGGCUGAUGAGCUGGUGAAUGAUACCAGUGCCAUCAGCAGUACUAGUCAAGAAAGCAGCUGGAAGGCUGGUAAAUCCAAGCCCGUGCUGGGGAAGCGCACUGGCAUUCUCCUCAACUCAUCCAAAACGGACAAAGAGAUGCGUACCCUGACAGAGUUGCUCAACAGCUAUGACCAGAAUGGCAUCCCCAACCAGCCAGGGCUUCUUACCUUCCGACCUUCUUCGUCAGAGGAGAAGUUUCGACUGGAAGAUAACUGGACCUGCAUUGUUGACAAUCCUGAGUCCCUGCCAAAGCGGGUACGGAACCAACAGGAUGCCAUUUGGGAACUCAUUUCCACUGAAGUCUCAUACAUUCGCACCCUCAAAGUCAUCACUGAGCUAUUCCUGGCAUGCCUAUGCAAUCUGCAGAGCGAACGCAUUCUACAAGAGAUUGACACGGAGCACAUGUUCAGCAACAUCCUCGAGGUGUGCGAGGUCAACCACGUGCUGUGGGACAACUGCCUCCUGCCAGCGCUGACUGUUGCCCGCGCCAACCGGACCCUCCUCAACCCGCUGCACCUGCGGGAGGGGUUCCUCCGCUUCGAGGAGACGUUCCAGCCGUACAUGAAGUACUGCCUCGAACAGACUACCUGCCUGCAUUAUGUCAAAGAGAAGCGACUCGAGAGCGAUCUCUUCAAGACCUACGUGGCGUGGUGCGAAGCUAGGAAAGACUGCGAGAGGCUGCGCUUUACGGACCUCCUUGUCAAGCCCAUGCAGCGGCUCACCAAGUACCCGCUUCUGCUCAAGGCCAUUCAUAAGAAGACCGACGACGAAGAGGCCAAGAAUGCCCUCGUUGAAAUGAAUGAAUGUGUGGAAGCGUUUGUGUAUGCUGUCGACGGGAAGCUGCGACACCUGCACGAACGUGACAGGCUCAAGUCAAUCACGAGCCGCAUUGAAAGCUAUGAUCCAUUUGACAUCAAUAACGACGAGGUCGAAAAGGCCCUCAAAGCCCACUGCGUGUUGGACCUGACUUGCCCCAUGCCGAGUUGUGGCAACCAGCAGAACAGGCAGCUCUUGUUUGAGACAUCAGGUGUCAAACUGAAGGACGCUGGCAGUUCAAGCAAGGUGGAUGUACACUGCUUCCUGUUCACUGAUGUGCUGCUUGUCUGCAAGUCGCUGAGCAAGAAGGGCGACCGUGUGAAGGUGAUUCGGCAGCCAUUCCUCGUUGAGCGUCUGGUCACGUACGAGCUGCGCGACAACAGUGGCCUCAUUGUCAUCUACCUGAACGACUUCGGUGUGGCUGCAUCCUACUUCCUCCUCUACACGAGCGACCCACGAAGCUUCAUGGACCAAAUCCGCAGAGCACAGGAGCAAUACCGGGAGGCGAAGUCGCAGGCGACGAGCGAGAAGCCUCAGCUGGGAUACCUGCAGGACUUGGACGAUGAGGACGACCUGGACAUCCCACGCAGUGCUCUGCUUGUGGCGGCCCGGUCUCCACGUUCGUCCAGCCACUCAAGCCUGGUGCAUUCACACAGUGGCUCCAUCGACAUGAGCGACCCUGCCUCGGUGGCCUCUCUGGCUGGACCGCCCGUGCCCUGCCCAACACCGCUGUUUCAGGGAGCAGCUACUGCUGGUGGCCAAGGCCGAGCAACAAGCUUCGAGCUUGGUGAGCUACGCAAUCCCAGCAUGACUUACGACGACCUCGAUGAGCAAGGAAGGUCGCGAAGCAUGGAGACACGUACCUCGGGCCCAGUCUGCGUCACGGUCACGUCACCGCGGCCUGAGAGGCGGGCUUUCCUUCUCAAGGGUGCCGGCACUAAUGCAACAUCGCCCAACACACUUACUGUGAGCAUUCCCUUCACCCACCCGCAAGAGCUAGAGGAGCCCAAGGAGUACAGGAGCUACCCAACAUCCCCGACCAUUCAGGUGCCAGUCAUGUCAUCAUUGCCUCCCAAGAGUCUCUCGCCGACGUCCCGCUUUGCUGCCGGUUUGCCGCAGCCUUUCCCAGGCUACAACCCGAGUGGAGCGAGCAAGCCACCCCUGCUGAAGACCAAGAAUGUGUCUGGCCUGGUGACUCACAGCGCCCCUCCCAGCGAAGGCCCGAGCCCUGUGCACAGCCUCGAGGGCCCGAAACCCUCUGAGGAGACUGUCAGCCCUCCCGAUUCCGAAGACGAGAGUGGCCGCAAGCGUAUUUCCCGAAGGACAUGUCGACCUGAGAGGCGCCAUCACACAGCAGACUCCUUUGAGCACCUGAAGAACCAGAGGGACCCAUCGAUCCACAAGCGACUCUCGUGGAACUGCGGGCAACAGCACGACGCGUCGUCCGGCGUGGCUAGCACAGCCGGCCGCCUUGUGCACUCGUCGGAAGCGUUCCUCAAGAACAAACACGUUGCCAAGUGUCUGAGCAGCGAAUCUGUGUACAGUUCUAGUGGUGUAAGCAGCACGGGCUCCCUUUUGUUCAGCAGUGCAGGCAGUGGCGAUGCCUGUGACUGUUGCUGCGAUCCGAUCCCCAUUGUUGGGCCCACGGACGACCAAAAGCGGCUCACCAAUGGUGACGAGGAUGACGUGGCGGCAUCUUCAGCCGACAGACACCACCAGCUCAAGACAUUGGGUGCACCAGGGGAGUGCAUCAAGAUAGAUGUGAGUGAGGUGAAGGAUGGGAUCUCAUCAGUGCAGAUAGUGGGUGCAGAGGGCAUGCCAGUGGCCCCUGGCAAGCCGGGCAAACCAUCCCGCUCCGAUCUGCAAAAGAUGAAGGAGUUUCUUCUCAACAGUCGCUCAGUUGAGGCAUCUGAGGUAUGACAACGUCAAUAGUCACCGGGAGAGACAGCACAGACAAGGGACGGGAUUGCCCCAUCGCUCUCAGCUCGGUUAAAAACAGCAAUUGUACAGCCUUCACUGUUUGUUUCGAACUGUCCCACCAGCGAGAGGGGGCAUUCGCUUCCAGCGUUCCCGGGGGUCCACUGGAACAGCACGCUGUCCUUGUCUGGAUAUACAUAUCCCUGCAGUGCAGUGCGUGGACAGCCAUCUGCGACGACGCCUGCGAUGACGCAAUUGAAUGAUGACCACAUUGUAAUAUUCGUUUCAGAAAGAGUUUGUUAAACGGCAUAAGCCUUGAUUCUGUCUUUGUCCUCAGUGUGAGGUUAACGGCUGCCGUUUGGAUAGGAUAGCUCUGCUGCAAUGUUCCGAGACCCUGUUCCGUGUUGCCAAUGUUUACUUUGCCAUGUGUGUGUGUGUCUGUGUGUGGACGUGGCAGUCUGCUAAUGAGGCUGUUCCAUUGGUGUAGUACCUGGUCAUUACCUACCACACUAUGCAUAAGGCGUUUGUUACCUGUGCAUUCCUUGCUUCCCGUACUUAUGAUGGCAGAGAAGUGAAAGGACUUGGUCCUGUAAGCAAAACGUGUGUGUACUUCAGCUGCUUAGGUGGUUUCUUUUAAUUAGUCUCAGCAAGUGUAGUAAGUGCACAAAUAAUUUUGACAUUGUCUCAAGGCAAUCUGGCCAGACAGCUUAAGUAAUGUUCAGCCUAUUCUGCCUUUACGAUGACUAAUAUUUUAUUACUCCCACUGGUGUAUGCCUCAAGUAUUCGUGUGCAAAAAAUUUAGCAGCGAGUUCUUGCUUUAGGAACUGUUUUAUUUAUGACAGGGUCCUCUUAUGCCUUAGGGCGCACCAUUCGGUGUUUUGUUUCCCUUUGUUUCUAGUACUGGCACUGUGCGGUGAUAGCACAGGCUUGUUAUCACUUUUCAAGAAUCUCUGCAUUACUGAACCUCUUAUUCUCUCAUUUUCUUCUCCAAGUCUUAUCUAGGACAGAUGGUGCUUGAGGCGGGUGCUUUUGUACUUCUAACACACCAUGUCAACAUUCUAUGCAGUCAGCCACACAAUGUGCAAUUUAUGGCAGAACCUUGGUUACACACAAUUUUGUGCUUUCGAAAGCCUGCUGAUUUGUUCCCUCAUUUCAUCUUUCUAACAUCUUUGCUGGUAUUAUAUGUUACGUGCCAAACAGUUUCAAGUCGUACUCUAUUUUUUUUUUCUCAUCUCUUUUUCCACCAUCAAGUGGUUUACCGACUACUGCUAUACAUACACAUUGUUCUAAACUCUCCAAGACUACGCUUUCAUGUCUCUGAGCAGUCUAAUCACUCUCAGCUACCACUGUUUUGCCUGGGCCUUAAUGAUAUGAAGACUGUGUAAAAAGAAAAAAAAAAUUGAAGCUUUGAUGCUAGACACGCUGUUACUCUCCUUUGCACCUUAGAUUUUUAUGCCUUUUCGAGUGUGUGUUAUCGCCCAACAGCCAUCUCUGUUCUUGUCGGCAUUUGUUUCUUUAACACUGCAUGCCGAGUGCUUUCUUGUCAGAAAUGCUGUGCUUACCAAAGCAUUCUUGAUAGGAAAAUGCUGAGUACACAGCAGUGAAGAAAUGAAAUGGCCCUGAUAAUGAUGACAUUUAAUGUCAUGCGAAGGAAAAAUUGUGCACCUGAAUGGCAUAAAAUUUCAUGGUGUAAGAAGAAAGGAUGCAGUUCUUCACUAUUUCGCUCCCUUUCUCUCCCCUUUUCCAACAAGCUGUGAUACAGGUCAUGAAAAAAACAAUUCGUAGCUGCGCUGACAAUAGGCAGGUUUUUGUCAUGUUUUGGUGAACAUGUUGCCAUACAGCGUGUAAAUGUUAACGAGCAGCAGGCUGCAAAAAGAAUUUUCGCAUUUGCAGCUGCUUCUGCUGCUGCUGCUAUCUUUCUAUUGUAUAGAUGCCGCUGCAACUUUUUCACUGUAAAGCAUCUAGUAUUUCAUAGACCUGUAGCUUAGUGACCUGUCCCUUGUAGUGGUUCUCGAACUUGUUAUUAUGAACAAAGGUUCUUAAAGCACUUGACUGUGUACAAAUUAGAUAUCUUCGCCCCCCCCCCCCCCCCCCACCCCUCCACCUGCUGGCUGUCAAUCUGAAGUCGGCCCCCUUGCAGCCUGCACUAUUACCCAUGUGAAGUAACAAUGCUAAUGUUGUUGCCAUGUUUACUUUUUUUUGGCUGCAGUCGGUUUCACUUCACGUCCUCUGCUUUCUGUCUGCAAUUCGUUGCAGUGGUACAUGUCUGGAAUGUUUUGCUUAGCGUAUUCAAUUACAUAGAAAGGGUAUGGCUUGACACAUGUUGUAGGAAUUAAUUAUUUCACCCAAUUAAAACAGCCGGCACGUUUCUUAAUGGCACGAGUAAGGAAACGCAUUUCUAUAUGUCUCACUGUCGAAGGUAAAUUUCUCGUGUCUAAUUUCCACUCGUACUUAGCAUGAACUGUCAUUGCUGCAAAUUGUAAGAGAUUGUCAAGCCUAAUACCACGUCGGUGCCAUACUGAGCAAACUUUAUACAUUUUAAACUGGUGCUCAUCUUAUAUGGAACUGAAAUUAAUGUUUAAAAAUUCAUCUGCGUGCUGCUAAACUCUUUAAGUCAUUUUAAAGGGCGUUGCUUUUUUAUCUGUUCUUCUUGACUUAGCAGCCUUCAUGCCUCGCUUGGUUAGGGCUGUAGUUUCUCUUAUGAGUCACCCCAGCGAUGAAGCAUAUUCUUGCUACCAUGGCCCUUCUCUUGGCACAUAGCUCAAGACAUUGAAGCACAGUGUUCCCUUUGGGUAGAUAUUUAUUCACACACUAGCACUACUACUCGUAUAGAAAGCACUGGCACCUGGUUUAGAUGUAGUUGUACCGAGCACCUUGUUUUUCAACCUGAUGGUUGUUUGUGCCCCACUGCAAUAUGUGGGAGAUUUGUGUCCAAGAGAUGUGCUGGCCACGGUUCGGAGCAGCACUUGCAAAUGAAGUUCACUCAUUCAGCUAGUUGAUGGAAGAACUCCAGCUCUUUCUUGAAUUUCUUGUACGUGAUCUUACCUUAACUCUUUUUCUUGGUAACAUUGUAUUGAUGGCUUAUGCCGAACAUGCCAGAAAUGCUCAUUGUGCAGAAGAGCAUUGUUAAUGUUUUCAUGUAGGGUGGCUGGACAUUGACACAUCUUGAAAUAAGGAGUUACAAGGCAGUAAUAUGUCUAGAUUUUUCAGAGGCCUGCAUUGGACCGAUCGUCUCGUGCGUAACCUGUAUUCUUGGCAUCAUCUUGUGGAUGUGUUUUCAAGUUCAAAAACAAAGGCUUGAUGAAGGCCGUAAUAAAUCCCUGGGCUAUAGCAAGCAACCACGCCUUUCAGACCAUGGCCAACACACACUCUUGCCAGCAUGCAUGUGUCAGGUGCCGUGGGAAGUCGGCAAUCCAAUGCAUGUUUACGUAGCAACAAAUUUUGUAUUGGUGUGUACAUAGUGUGUCCACUGCUGUUCUUCUAUGUAGGCUAUUCCUUGGGAUGCCUUUGCCCUCUGGUGUUACUUGAGGGGCUGCCAUGUAUGCGAACUUGUACGCCUUUCCGCGUCUUGUGUCCAUUUUGUGGUGCCACUGUGAGUUUGGAUUUGUCGUUUGUUGCCAGCUCACACGAACUGUAGCUGCAGUAUAGUCAUUACGUGCCCAGGUCUACUCUCUUUUUUUCUGAUGUGGAGGAGCUUGCCUGUGGAUAUUGCAAGACUUGGUUGUUCUGUGCACGGCUACUGUCUCCUACGUUCUUAUCUUUCCCGCUUGUUUCACGACUAUUUCUCUUGGUGUUUUGUUACCUGAAUGACCAUACUGUGAUGACUGCCCGCUCUCAACUUAUGAGCAGCACAACUUAGGGCAAGUGCAGUGCAAAAACAGGGUGGUAGCUGAUGCUGGGCAGAAAUUAGUGCCGCUACUGACCAGCUCCUAUUCGUCUAGCUUGCCGCUCUUAUGUGAUGCUGGGCAGAAAUUAGUGCCGCUACUGACCAGCUCCUAUUCGUCUAGCUUGCCGCUCUUAUGUUAUGUGCAUAUUACGCCAAACGGGUGAAUCUUGAAGGCCAAUCGCUCGCGUAGCUCAAACAAACUGCAGAUAAAGUCUGGGUAGGGGGUGCCACUACAGGGCAUUAGGGAGCUUUAGCAUACUGUCACCGCCACCUUCCCAGCUGUGUGCAUGCCACCGUGUCGAGCAGGUAGCUGUAGCUCUUAUGGUAGUGUGGUGGUAUGCUAAAAAUCUUUAAUGGGUCCUUCGUAAAGCUGCACUGCGUGGCACUGAUAUGCAAGUUCGAGCAAGCAUUACUGUUGUGCUGCAGUUGAUGUUGCUUCCUGUUCAGUGUAAUGUCCUUUUCCAGCACUUUGACCUGUCUUGAACCUUUGCGAAUUUUUUUUGUUGUACAUGUGUUAAUUGCAGCGAAUUGUAAGCUUCACAACUUACUAGCAGUGCAGAGUAGAAUAGAACAGAGUACAGUUGGGUUUUCACGAUUUGGGACUGCAUAAUCUAACAGGGCUGAUGCCUGAUUAAAUUGGCCUUGAGACAGCGAUCACUGCAUGGUCUUGCUUCUGUAAUCAAAAUGGUGCAGCACAUGGCUAAACAACUUGCUUUUUCGGCAUAGCUGCCCUAUGUUGAGUAAUAUUGCGGGCAUCUUCCGUUCAGUUUCAGUACCUAAGGUCAGAACAUGUGGCGCAUAGACAGACGCGUGGGCAUAUAUAGCCUUUCUAUAAAACAGAUGCCUAAAAGGGAAGCUGAUUUAACUGUAAAAACGGCAAUACCGUAGUCCCAUUUAUGUUUGACAUAAGUUCGUUUUACUCAGUAGUUUAACAUAGUGUUAUAACAGCUUGUUAUAAGUUAGCAGUUUCACCCUUAAGACCAAAAUGUUCAGGGCUAGUCCAGGGGGGAUACCUGCGUAAAACUUUUUAACAUUACAUUUUUCCAAUCCGGUUCAAAUCUUGGCUGUCAGAUAAUUGACCAAGAUUUUUGAAGUCUCUUAUGCGAAUGUUGGCAUGCCAUAUUAUCCAUAAGGAGAAAGACAGUUCGCUGCGAUUGACGGAAUUAAAAAGUCAAGCACAUUCAGUUGAGAUUGUCAUUCGUGUGUGUGUGUGUCUGUGUGUCCAGAGGUCUGCACUCUGCUAUGUCUUCAGAAUGCUGUGUGAAUAACAGAUCCCAGCACCCACAUGUACAUAGCCUUAUAAAUAUGAAAUCGUUGGCGUUUUUUCGCAUGUUCAUAAGCGGCAAUAUUAUCAUGCCUGUUGGUCCUCCUGUCUCAAAGAACGGACGGGAGAUUUUUUUCUUCGGUUCUUCUGCGACUGCAGUCGCACAAGUGUACAGCGUAAGUAGAAUAGAUAGAUAUUUUAUUUUCCUGCAAAUCAUAAUAUUUUAUCAUAAUUUAUUGCAGUGUGUAAUUAAUAAUGUUUAGAUGGUAUGUGUGAGAAGAGAGAGAGAUAUAUAUACAUAUAUAUGUUCAGCAUAUAUGUAGGGUUGUCACGAAACAGGUCAACUGUAUUACUAUUCUAGCUGUGAGAGAAGUUGGCGUUCGAAGAUAUACAUGUAUACAUAUAUAUGUACGCACUACACAUGUAUAUUGGAAGAGAAAGCAUAAAACAAACCCUGUGCGGCGCUUGUCCUUUCCUGUAUUAAUUUGAGAUUUGCACCGGGCACUGAUCUCGGAGCGCAUGUAAUCUUGGUUGAACUGUUAGUACAAAAAAAAAAGUAUGAAUAAAAGCUGUUUUGCCUAAAA
Messenger RNA from Dermacentor andersoni, 11304 nucleotides. RefSeq lists its product as uncharacterized. Gene Ontology annotation, molecular function: guanyl-nucleotide exchange factor activity. Gene Ontology annotation, cellular component: endocytic vesicle; plasma membrane; axon. The record is from RefSeq and is a predicted model, not a curated record. Gene Ontology annotation, biological process: endothelial cell migration; Rho protein signal transduction. Lineage: Eukaryota; Metazoa; Arthropoda; Arachnida; Ixodida; Ixodidae.